Pediculus humanus corporis (human body louse) is the source of this 204-nucleotide messenger RNA. RefSeq lists its product as uncharacterized. Bases 1 to 204 code for a protein of 67 amino acids. The transcript is spliced from 3 exons. NCBI's taxonomy places the organism in Eukaryota, Metazoa, Arthropoda, Insecta, Psocodea, Pediculidae. The record is from RefSeq and is a predicted model, not a curated record.
AUGAUCAAUUUUCGAAAAAGUAAAAACUGCAGGUUUCCAGGUUCUCCAGCACAUUCGGAAGUUUUCUUUUCCGAUGAAUCAUUGGGACCUGGUUCUGUUGCCACGUACACGUGCGAAAGAGGAUUCGAAUUAUUGGGACCGUCUAGGAGAACGUGCGUGAACGGGGAUUGGUCACCCGAAGGAAUACCUUUUUGCGCUUUCUAA